AUGGACGAGAGCCUUCUGUUCGGCAUGGCGAAGGAACACGCCAACUUGUACCAGCAUGACGACCCAUGGGACCUCCCACCAUACUUCCUCCUGAGAAAGAACGAGUGGAAGAGAUUGCGGACACAUUCUGGGUACUGGAAAGAGAAAGAAGAAGAGCUCACCGCCAUCCGUUCGGCUGGAGAGCCGUCGUCCUCCUCCUCCUCCGCCUCACCGUCCUACGUCGGGGUUAGGAAGACCCUAGAGUUUUACCUCAAGGACGGCACGAGGGGCGGAGAGGGCACCAAGACGGAUUGGAUCAUCCACGAGUACCACCACCUCCGCAAGGACGACGACGGAGAGGCCUUGUUUCUCCAGGAGGAUGUGGUGCUUCGUAAGGUAUUCAAGAAAUGCAAAAACAGAACAGAUCACGCCUCCUCUCUUUACAAAGAACUGAAACAAGUACACUGCUCCCGCCGUGAUAAUAACUGUGGAAACAAAUCAGACAUCAUCCUUGAAACGAAGGGAUUAGACCUACCUAAAAUAGCACACAUCAACCAAGCACACUCCUGCCAACAUGCAAACAGCAGUUCCGAUACACCACUGCUCGUUGCAAUUGAGGUGGCGGGAGUCCUUACAAGAUUUGAAAAACUGCUCGUUGCACAUCGGGCGGGAGGCUUUGCAAGCGAAGAACUUGAAGAACUAAUGAUUACAUUGUCUCGAAUAUCGAAGAGGCUGCUUGAGUGGGUGUAUGAACAUUUAGUUGUGCACUGCGGUCCCUAUGGAAAAUCAGAUAAUGUUUCGAAGAAGCAUGGGAAACCAGAUAUUGUUUGGAAGCACUUCACCAAGAUUCGUAGUGCCAAUGAUCCUGAUGAGGUGUACGCAGCGUGCCACCGCUGUGAUAAAGUGCUGAAGGCUCAUCCCAAGAAACAUGGCACGUCUCACCUCAAAAGGCACAUUCUCACAUGCUCAUCAACCUGCACUAAUCCUUCCACUGACGAGGACCGUGAAAUGCUGCACCUUCUCCGCACAGCGCUCGACAAUCCUUACGAGCAACAGAAGAUAGACGUGAAGCUCGACUGUCAAGAGGAUCUCACCCAGCUGGACCCUUGGGAUCUGAAUCUCACCUGCUCCGCCCCCUGGUACGUCACGAGGUCGUCGAACCGGCAGACGCAAGGGGGGCACUGGAAGGAGAUAAACAAGGAGUUCACUGCCAUCCGGAUGGAUCAGAAGGGGUGCUGGAAGCACAUUGACAAGGAGAUCGCCCCGAUCCAAAUGGUGCCGGUGCCGCAGUACAUGGGGCUGAGGAGGACCCUGGAGUUUCACCAUCAGGACGGCAGGAAGAUGGACUGGAUCAUGCUGGAAUACCAACAGCUGGAUGAUAUCCAAUCCCCUGCCCUGUUUCUUCAGGGGGACACGGUGAUUCGCAAGGUAUUCCGCUAUGACAAAGAUGCGGUCUCAUCUGCUUUCAUUGAGUUGGACAGGUGGCUAAAUGGAGAUGAUGAUGACGAGGGGCACUCCAAUGGUGAGGGCGUCAACACUGACACCACCACGCCCAGUGAUUACAUGGACACUCCCUGCUCUGUAUUCACAUUGGGUGAAGGCACGAACACUGAAACUGCCACGUCCAGUAGUGAUUACAUGGACACUCCCGUUGAUAGGAAGCGCAAGAGGACUGGUGCUGCUUCCAGCCGCAAAUCAGAAGUUUGGAUGCACUUCACCAAGAUUCACGACACAGAUUGUGCAGUGGUGUACGUAGUGUGCCACUCCUGUGACAGGGGGUACGGUAGCGGUCGCUCUACGAAUGGCACCUCUCACCUGUGGAGGCACAACAAGAGCUGCACAAGCAAGCGCCGCAGGACAGGAAACGCGAAUGACGCCACCACUGAAUGGGAAGCAGAAAUCUGGCCACUGUUCCUGCUCUUGAAGAACUAUGGAGGUUGUGACUUGUCACUUGUGUUCGUUUCUACUCAAGCACAGCCCUUCAGUUUGUUUUCUAUGUUUCUCUCUAUUAUACAUACUACUAACACUUGUUCUCUGUUUCAGAAACAGAGCAGCAGGGAUGUGCUCAAGCUAGGAGCCAAGGAGAUGGGCCUGCCUGCUGAUGAUUGUUAG
Messenger RNA from Miscanthus lutarioriparius, 2091 nucleotides. The record is from the annotation of a GenBank genome assembly. NCBI's taxonomy places the organism in Eukaryota, Viridiplantae, Streptophyta, Magnoliopsida, Poales, Poaceae.